Messenger RNA from Saccharomyces mikatae IFO 1815, 282 nucleotides. It is a transcript of the gene FMP16, whose product is annotated as Fmp16p. The transcript has a single exon. The record is from RefSeq and is a predicted model, not a curated record. Lineage: Eukaryota; Fungi; Ascomycota; Saccharomycetes; Saccharomycetales; Saccharomycetaceae. Bases 1 to 282 code for a protein of 93 amino acids.
AUGCUAAGAACCAUUGUUUUACGCACUUCAAAGCAAUUGAUCUGCAAAUCUACAAAGGCGCCCUUUUCCGUUGCUGUCAGGGCUUCAAUGCCUCACUUAAAGAAUAAUCAAGAUGAAACUGAGAAGAAGGAACAGGGAUUGUUUGAUAGCAAUAAGAAGAAGUUGGAUAGUUUAGAGCACGGAAAGAAUCCUAAUUUCAAACAACCAGGGAUGGAAGACUUGAAGAAGAAGGGUGAUGAUGCUAGAAUCGAACAGAAUAGACCAGAUGAUGGUGUUUAUUAA